AUGCACCGCUUCAACGCCAACCACCUCCAGGACGUCGCCGCCGCGCGCGCCGCGGCCGCCGACGCCAAGUUCCAAGCCGAAUUCCCGCAUCUCCACCGCGCCGAGAUGCGCCGCAAGGCCAAGGUUGCUCUCGCGACGCCCACGCGUGCCCCCGUCACGAAGCGUGUUCCUGCCAAACCAACGACAGCGCCGGUUGCUACAAAGUGUACAACCGUCAAGCCGGCGCCAUCGAUCAAGUCGACACGUCCGGUCAAGCCAACGCUUCUGUCCAAGCCAGUGUCUCGUCCAGCACCACGCGAACCCAAGGUCCUCGCACCUGCUACGACCAGCGCGACCAAGCCGUCGUCUUCGCCUUCGCCAGCACCCAUCCGACCUGCGCGCUCGUCGCUGGUGGUAUCUCGGCCCGUGGCGCCAACACACGAACCGCUUGCUGCGGUGGCGACCACGGAGACACCCGUCCUCGCGUGCAGCUGCCAGCCGGUGAUUGUUGCGCUUGAAGACGAGAAUCGUCGUCUCCAAGAAGAGCUCCGGGCCGCACACGUCGCUUUGGCCGAGUAUGCAAGCAAGGUGCAGCAUCUCGAAGCUGCCUUGCUCUGCGCAUCGGCUCCCAUCGAUACGAUGAUGCCACCGGCGGCUGCGAUUCCCAUCGCUCUGGACGCCGAGCCACUGGCCUCGCCCAGUGAAGACAAUGUAGUCCACACUGCUCCGGCAACAAUGACCCCAACGGCCGCUCCACUCAUCCCAAAGGUUGCCGCCGAGAAUGAGCCACACGACGGAGCAGCCACGACCAAGGCUGCCCCAACGCCUUUGUCCACGGUAUCACGGUCGCCGGUACAACUCGAUGCGAGCCACGCAGGCCUCGCCAACCUCGGCAACACGUGCUACAUGAAUGCCACCUUGCAGUGCCUCGCGCACGCGCCGCCACUGGUCGACGCGCUGCUGUCACAGCAAAGCGAGUCUAGCACGGUCAAUGCUCUCACACGCGUGGUCUCUGGUAUCCUGGCAAACGACGCUGCUUCGUACCGCAGCGACCAAGAAGCUUUGGUGCCGCAUUUCCAUUCGGCUUCGACGCAGCAAGAUGCGAGCGACUACCUCGCGUGGCUCGUCUCGGAUCUUGAGGUCGCUUCAACGAUUCCCGAGGAUGUGUUCGGCUCGUACUGGACAGCGACAAGUACCUGUCCCCACUGCGGCCUACAGUCCGAGACGUCGGAUGCCUACCGGGACAUUUCGAUCGCUGAAGAGACGACGUCGGUCGCUGCUGGUCUCGCCUCGUUCGCAACGAAGACACUCACGCGGACAUGCGACAACUGCCACAUCUUUGGCACGUCCAAGCAGCACUGGACGAUCCUCCUCGCGCCGCCCGUGCUCGUCCUCACGCUCAGCGCAACCAACUACAACGUGCAGGACGCCCGUCGUGUGGUCGUAAACGAGAUGUUGGCGCUGGGUGCAAGUACCUACCGCCUUGUGGGUCUGGUCGGUCACCGCGGUACCUCGGUCUUCGGCGGCCACUACGUCGCGUACGUGCGCCGGUCCAACGACUGGCUUUGUAUGAACGACGCCCUUGUCUCGGUCGUGUCGGCUCGCACCGUCUUUGCCCAGCGCGCCUACGUCCUCUUCUACGAACGCCUUGCCGACGACUCGUGAGCCAAGAUUCCAUCGAGUCCGAUCCAUCAGCCCGAGCCUCCACACUGCGUUAUGGACGAAUAGCGUCCAUACGCACAUUUUACAAUAUGGCUAUUUGGACGAAGAACGUCCAACCUAAGAUAUCUAACAGCCGUAAAAUAUAUAUCCCUUGAC
Saprolegnia diclina VS20 is the source of this 1797-nucleotide messenger RNA. RefSeq lists its product as hypothetical. Lineage: Eukaryota; Oomycota; Saprolegniomycetes; Saprolegniales; Saprolegniaceae. Gene Ontology annotation, biological process: protein deubiquitination. Gene Ontology annotation, molecular function: cysteine-type endopeptidase activity; cysteine-type deubiquitinase activity. Gene Ontology annotation, cellular component: nucleus; cytosol. The record is from RefSeq and is a predicted model, not a curated record. The transcript has a single exon. Bases 1 to 1644 code for a protein of 547 amino acids.